Messenger RNA from Lotus japonicus, 1792 nucleotides. Its product is annotated as zinc finger CCCH domain-containing protein ZFN-like. The coding region runs from base 241 to 1449 and encodes 402 amino acids. The transcript has 7 exons. Gene Ontology annotation, molecular function: metal ion binding; mRNA binding. NCBI's taxonomy places the organism in Eukaryota, Viridiplantae, Streptophyta, Magnoliopsida, Fabales, Fabaceae. The record is from RefSeq and is a predicted model, not a curated record.
GAAGUUUGAAGGACUUGAAAAUGUGACCCAACAAAUGGAUCUAGUAUUGUUAGAGUUAUGUCUAACUCUGACCAAAAAAACUAGCUCCAAUGUGGGAACUAUGAACAACAUUUUGAUACUUCAUCCUUAGCUUCCAGUUUUCCAAAGCACCAGCUGCAAACCACACAAGAUUUUUCUUCUGAGAAGUCGUAGGGCCAUUGCAUUCAGAUAGAACAGAAACAUUAACUAGAUUCACUUUGGAUGAUGAAAUUGAGGUCAAGUGAAGCAAUGGAAUCUGGGCCUUAUCCGCAGCGUCCCGGGGAGCCAGAUUGUUCAUAUUACAUCAGAACAGGCCUUUGCAGAUUUGGUGCUACAUGUCGGUUUAAUCAUCCCCCUAACAGGAAGCUGGUUAUUGCCACUGCAAGGAUGAUGGGCGAGUUCCCAGAAAGAAUAGGGCAACCAGAAUGUCAGUACUAUCUGAAGACAGGAACUUGCAAAUUUGGAGCAACAUGCAAAUUUCAUCAUCCUAGAGACCAAGCUGGGAUUGCUGGAAGAGUUGCCUUAAAUAUUUUAGGCUAUCCUCUCCGCCCUAACGAAUCAGAAUGCACAUAUUAUUUGAGAACAGGACAAUGCAAAUUCGGGAACACUUGCAAAUUCAACCAUCCCCAACCAAGUAAUAUGAUGCUUUCAUUACGAGGUUCUCCAGUUUAUUCUGCAGUCCAUUCUCCUACUACACUUGGUCAGCAGUCAUAUACAGGAGGAAUUACAAAUUGGCCGAGGGCAUCUUAUGUUCAUAGUCCACGCUGGCAAGGCCCUUCAAGUUAUACACCUUUAAUUCUACCUCAGGGGAUGGUUUCAGUGCCUGGAUGGUCCUACAGUGGUCAUAUGGGAUCAAUCUCUACUUCAGACAGUCCACAGCAAUCAAUGGGAAAUGAUCAAGGUGAACUAGAAAAUGCCGGAUCUCAUGGAGCAUAUUCUCAAUUCCGUGCUGGAACUAUUCCUGUAGGGUAUUAUGCGUUGCAGAGGGAGAGCAUAUUUCCUGAGAGACCUGGUCAGCCUGAAUGUCAAUUCUAUAUGAAGACAGGAGAUUGCAAGUUUGGUGCAGUCUGUCGGUUCCACCACCCACGUGAUAGACAAAUUCCAGCUCCUGAUUGUAUCUUGAGUCCCCUAGGCCUUCCUUUACGUCCUGGAGAGCCUUUGUGUGUCUUUUAUUCACGCUAUGGCAUAUGCAAAUUUGGCCCAAGUUGCAAAUUUGACCACCCAAUGGGAGUAUUCACGUAUAAUAUAUCUGCACCGCCUUCAGCGGAUGCUCCUGGCAGGCGUCUGUUAGGAUCUUCAUCGGGAACGGCUGCAUUAAAUUUAUCAUCAGGAGGACUUGUUGAGUCAAGCUCAGCAAAGCCAAGGAGGCUUUCAGUAUCAGAGGCUAGACAGAUUCCUUCUGAUGAUGAUGACAUUGAUGAUGAUAGAUGAUUUCUCUAUGAAAGGGUCUUUUGCCUUUCACAAUUUUAUUUUUUUGAGGGGAGAAAUGAGUAAUCUGUAAAUUGAUUUUCCCAUUGCUGGAGAUGUACAGAGGUCAUGUCAGGUUGAUUCUGUCAGUGUGAAAUUAAAUGCAGUUGACAGAUUCAAUUGUUCUGGAUUUCAUGUUUCCAGAGUAUUGUAUAAUUUAAGGAAAUAUUGUUACAUUUGGUCAAACACAAUGUGAACAAUCUCUCUUUCCUUCCUGCCUUCCUGCCUUUCGAAUUAACUCUUCCCAUUGUGUAAAAUAUCUCUUUUUUGGAAAUGAGCAAUAACCAAAUUCUACUUCCUUUGUGAA